AAAAAGAACUAUAGGUUAAGGUGCUAUAUUAAAGUAAAAAUGACGUAGGCGAUCGUUCGUGAUCCCUAGCUUUGAAGGGGUUCUAUAUCGGUAUCGAUCGUAAAGUGACCCAUAUCUGGUGGUGACGGGAGUUCCUACCCCUGGCUGCUUUUCCAGUGACAGCACCCCUACCUCCUCUCUCUCUCUUUCUCUCUUUUUCCCGGUCCUCUAUCCCCUCUAAGUAACUAUACUCCCGCCAGACCCGUGCCUACCCCCACUCGUUGCCCCUUUCUCCGGUGGGCGAGCGAAUAUACCUCCUCCCCCGUUUUCCAGCAGCCCUGCCGCCUGCCUUCCACGGCCGAGCAGAUCUUGGAGCUUGUACGGGAUGAUAGCCGAGUGAAAAAGCUCGCGAAUCCCGUGAAGUUCGCUCAUCAGCAGCAGCAGCCCUGGCCUGCCACAAUCCCUUCGACUCGGUUAUCUCGAUUCACAUACCUAAGGGGGCUGAGGGUAUCGUGGGGGCGCAAUGAAAAAAGAAUUCCUUUUCGCAUCCAGAGAAUUGAAUACGCCUAAUCGUGGGAUCGUCGUGUGCAGCCUGGCAGGCCCCGCAAAAGCCGCCAAUUAAUUAAGAUAGCUCCUAGAUACACGGUAGAUCGAUAGGGACUGGCCGUGAUAAAGACGGGCGAGGGUUUCAGACUUCAGGGAUGUUGCAGUGCUGUGGUGUUGGAGGUGGCGCUUCCACGGCACCUCAGGCUCCGCAGCUGCAGGAUACCGGAUCUGCUGUCGGGAUUACCACCUCCACGAAAACCACCAUCAUGCAGGACGCAGUUCUUGAAUCUAUUCUCGAGCAAAUGCGUGAAACAGAAGCUCGAAAGGCGGACUUGGAGCGUCAACAUGCAGAAGCACAGAAUCAAUUGCGGGAAAAGAUAGCAGGACGAUACCAAGGGCCGGAAUCGGUUGAAGCGUUGCAAUCGAAGAUAAGGGAGCUCGAAAAGAAGACAGAGUUGCAGAUGGUCAGACACGAAGAAUUAUCAUUGGAAUUAACAAGUCUUAGACGUGCGCGAAGCAGAGGGCCUAUGGUUGGCCAUUCGGUUCCAACCACUUGGCCUCCGGCUGGCUCUGAAAUCGAUAGAAUAAUAGCGAAGAUAGAACAAGAUAACAGUGCAAACAGAAUGAUACACGAUUUGGAUCAUACCAGAGGAACGAUUACCACGCAACAACCCUCCGUCACACAGGGUCAUAUUUUGCGAUCCAGCUCAGAAAAUCUUCCUAAUCUCGGCCAACAUCAACACCCACCUCAUCCACAUGCUCUGAGCCUAGGAAUGCCAACCCAAAUGAGUCAUUACGCAGGUUCACCUAUGCCAUUAACGCCAAUGAUGCCUGGUUGUCCACCACUGACUCCAAAUGGGCCGCCUUACUACAGCGAACCGAUACCACCAGCGCCAUCGCUCUCUACCAGCCAAUCGCAACCAGUUUUCCAACAGAAGCUUCAACAGUACCAACAACCUCAACUGAGCCACACCGAGUUACAGAGCACGCAUUCGCAAAGUGUUCUGCAAACACAGCAACAACAGAAGCAACAACAAACGCACACCCAUUACACGAGCAAUCAGUAUCAGGAGAGUUAUCCGCAUACGCAAACCUAUCAGCAGCCGCUCCAACAGCAACAACAGCAACAACCGCAACAUCCGGCCUCUACUACGUACCUGACAUCAUCUAGCCAAAGCAUAAUACCUCAUUACUCGCAGCCGGCCACGCAAACCGGCCAAAGUUUUCAAUUGAAUGGAAAUCAACAGGCAACGACGUAUCCAAGUUUAUCCAUUACAUCGCAUCCGAAUGGAACCUAUAGUACGGGGGCGGGUGGUAGCUUCAGUACCCAACUAUCGCAUCACAACUUUUCCGUUCCACAGACGAGUAUUCCCCAAACAACGUUGUCCUCGUUACCACCUUAUUCGACGAGCACCUUUCAUUCAACUUUGGGCGCGCUUACCAACGUACCACAAUCCGCUCUUCCCUUCUCGAGUGUACAGAGCAGUUUCGUUACCAGCGGAUCGACCUACUCUACCGUCGGGACCAAUGCUUUUGGCACAUCGGGCGUGUCUUCAGGAACCACAUCGACAGGCUUGUUACAAGCGAUAAGCGACCCCCUUCAGGCGAUGCAACAACUUUCAGCGCAAUCCCAAGCUAACCAACUUCAGCAGCAAGCCAUUAUUCAACAGAUCCAACAAAGUUUACGCGCCAGUUCGCCUACAGCGCCCUCUACGACGGGCCAUCACUUCCUUGGCUCAAGGCAGAUGCCAAAGAUACCUAGUAGUAUACUUUCAAAUCCUUUAGAUCGACUGACAAAUGACAAUAUCGUGGCCGAGGGGCAGGUGGAUAUGCUGGAUAUACCCGGCAAAGGGCGAUGCUACGUCUAUAUCGCUCGUUUCACUUACGAGCCGUUUCAGCAUUCCCCAAACGAGAAUCCUGAAGCAGAGUUGCCCGUUCAAGGUGGCGAUUAUUUACUUGUGUGGGGGCAACCGGACGAGGAUGGUUUCCUAGAUGCGGAAACUCUUGAUGGUAGACGCGGCCUUGUUCCAGCUAAUUUUGUUCAGAAAUUGAUCGGUGACGAUUUAUUAGAAUUCCACCAAGCUGUUCUCGGCCUCAGGGACGUCGAUGAUUCAGCUUCGACUAAUAUUCCCCAAGUGAGCAAUUGUUAUUUACAGGAUAUCGAUUUAGAGUUAGCGGCGCUGGAGGAAGGUAAUCGGAAUCGACAAGCCGAAUUAUCUGCAUACGCUGAGCUCGAUAAUAUCGCGGAGGAGGACGAACAAGAGCCACCAGAAGUCUACCUGUUUUCGGACCUAGUUCCGGCGCCACAGCACCUCACUCUCGAGCGGCAGUUGAACAAGAGCGUUUUAAUCGGUUGGACGGCGCCAGAAAAUACUCACCAAUUGGAAUCAUAUCACGUCUACGUGGACGGAGUGUUGAAGGUUACCGUCAAAGCAACGGAGAGAACCAGAGCGUUGGUCGAAGGAGUUGAUUCUACUAGGCCACACAGAAUAAGCGUACGUUCAGUGACACACUCGAGAAGAACGUCUCGCGAUGCCGCUUGUACGAUGGUAAUUGGUAAAGAUGUCGCUUUGGGCCCAACCGCUGUCAAGGCAUCGAACGUAACCGCCACUAGUGCAGUCAUAUCUUGGAUGCCGAGCAAUAGCAAUCAUCAACACGUGGUUUGUGUGAAUAACGUGGAGGUUAGGACGGUGAAGCCUGGUGUUUAUAGACACACGAUUACCGGUUUAGCUCCCUCGACAAUCUAUAGGGUAACCGUGAAAGCAAAGAAUCUGAGGGCGACGCAUUUCGAGGACCAAAAUACCCAAACGGCAAACAAUUUAGCCUGUCAUGUCCAUUUCAAAACAUUACCCAAAGGAUUACCUGAUCCUCCGGUCGAUAUCCAGGUGGAGGCUGGACCGCAGGACGGCACUUUGCUAGUGACCUGGCAGCCUGUUGCCCUAAACGGUUCGGCCGUCACCGGUUACGCGGUGUAUGCCGAUGGAAAAAAGGUCACCGACGUAGACAGCCCCACCGGUGACCAUGCUUUGGUGGAUAUACACAAACUUAUGGGUUUGAAUCCCAAGCACAUCACGGUCAGGACAAAAAGCAGGGAAAGUCAAUCGGGCGAUAGUUGUGCUACUGCUAUUCCUUGUAGCGUUCUUCGUGGUGGAACCGCGACUCAUUUGCAACAUGGGUCUACGCACAUGCAAGAUCAAGGACAACCGCAACCCACCGCUACCGGACAACCAGAUGAUCCGAGUAGGCAUCGUUUAGGAGGUGUAGGUCAAAGAUAUCCAUCGACUCCUGUACCUUCUCAUAUAAGAAGGCACGGAGGCACCAGGGUUGACGCUCAUGGCCAAGUUAUUAUUGAGACUGAUGAAAACUUAUCUGAUAAAGAAAUUUAUCCUGGGCAAAGCAUGUCCCAGAUGGGAGUUCCAGAAAUCACCAAAGAUUCGGCAAGCGAAGCGAAUUACAGCGAGGAAGAUGAUCCGUCACGUAGAGGUAGAGGUAUGCCGCUUCAUCAUAAUCAACAUCGAUAUGGACCUCAAAUAGGGCAACAAGGGCUUCCUGGGACGCAUCGACCAGGACGAAUGGGUGGUCCUGCUGGUAGGCCUCAAGAUCCUUAUUACGAUCAACCAGGAAGUCAAAGAGGUAGGGCUUCUAGCUACCGUGGAGGACGAGGAAUGCAAGCCCAAGGUGGUGCGGGCCAUUCGUCAAGUAGCGCUCAACAAAUGAACAAAAGAACACGUUGGUUUAUUGCCCUAUUUGAUUAUGAUCCGAAAAGAAUGUCACCUAAUCCGGACGCUUGUGAAGAAGAAUUGCCCUUCUCCGAGGGUGAUACUAUUAAGGUGUACGGCGAAAAAGAUGCGGAUGGAUUUUAUUGGGGAGAGUGUCACGGUAGACGAGGGUAUGUUCCUUAUAACAUGGUUGAAGAAAUUAAAGAUCAAAAUCAGCCUGGGCAAGGGCAGCUAGGAAGGAGAGGAAGAUGGGGAGAUAUUUAUGCUAGUAUGCCUGUGAAGAAAAUGAUAGCACUCUAUGACUAUGAUCCUCAUGAAUUAUCUCCUAAUGUUGAUUCCCAAGUGGAAUUGGCAUUCCAAACUGGAAAUGAAAUCUAUGUCUAUGGUGACCUAGAUGAUGAUGGAUUUUAUAUGGGUGAAUUAAAUGGGGUGCGUGGUUUAGUUCCAAGCAACUUCCUUACUGAAGCUCCUGAUCAACCGCCACAAGGACAACUUCCUCCAGGAAAUAGGAGACCACCAGGACAAAGUCAAGGGCCAGGAGUCAGAGGACCACCUCCUCCGCCUCGAGAACCACCUCCUACUGGUCAUCGACGAGGCAAAGAUGCCUGCAUUGUGCCUGUGUCUGUCCCUGUCUGUCACUUAGACUCUAGACAACAACAACAACAACAACAACCAUCACUAAUGAACAACCAACAACAUCAACUCCAACAUCAACAAAACAAUCCACCGCAUCUAGCGUACCAACAAGCGAAUCACCACAGCUACACGACUGUAACCACGUCCAAUCAACAUGGGCCCACACCUAUGGGUGCCCAUCAACAAGGUCCCGUACCACCCCACCUUCAACAACAGGGGAAGGGGAGGGGAGGCGUGAUCAAUCGUGGUAGUAAUUUACCAGGAGGUAUGCAGGGCCUUGGACAACAACAAGACUAUCCGCAACAAAAUCAACCGUAUCAACAACAACAGCAAAAUCAGCAGAACCAAAGUUAUCAGCAACAGAACCAAGGAUAUCAACAGCAAAGCGCAGGAUUCGGCCCCCAAGGCCAACAAUUCCAACAGCAACAGCCUCAACAGCAGCAACAACAACAGCAACCGAAUCAACCGUAUUCCCAACAGAAUCAGGCUUCCUCGAUGCAAAGCAGUCAGAGCACGAGUAAGCCGAUGAGAGGAAUACCGACAGUGUUGCCGACGCCUCAAGCAAAGGUGCAACCGAAUACCACGCAAGGCCAACAACAACAACAACAGCAGCAACAGCAGCAAAGUACAGGGCCGAAUCUGAUGCAAAAGUUCACGGAGAUGGCCGGUGCGAGCGCUGGCGGCGAUAUCCUGUCGAAAGGGAAAGAACUGAUUUUCAUGAAAUUCGGAUUAGGCAAGUGAGUGAUUACCUUGCCCGUGUCGCCAGCUCCGCUUCUUCUCCAUUUCAGCCCUACCAUAUUGUCGUGAAUUCGUCGCUGAAAGCUCGAAGAAUCAAGAGAUUUGUUCAUAAAUCAGUAUUACGGAGAAAUAUUGUUCGCGGAGAAUAAGCGAGACGCGAACAGGCAGGAACGUACGAAUGCGUCUCGUCCGAUCAAGUCUUCGCGAAUAUCCCUGAACAAAUACAAAUGUGUGCUGCCAUUGCUGCUGCUGCUGUUGCUGCUGCUAUAAUAAUAACGAUUGUUAUUAUCCCCCUGCAAUCAUUGGAUCGUUCGAUUGAAAAGAUCUAUUCACCCACGAAGAGACCGAUAUUUAUUAAUCUUUCUCGUUGGUGCAACUUCCUAUAUAGGUAUUAGUAAAAUAAAAAAAAAAAAAAGAAGAAUGUUCGCUUGCAUUUUGAUAUCUUU
This is a messenger RNA of Apis mellifera (honey bee), 6064 nucleotides long. RefSeq names its product peripheral-type benzodiazepine receptor-associated protein 1 (gene Rbp). The transcript is spliced from 17 exons. The coding region runs from base 681 to 5621 and encodes 1646 amino acids. Gene Ontology annotation, biological process: neuromuscular synaptic transmission. Lineage: Eukaryota; Metazoa; Arthropoda; Insecta; Hymenoptera; Apidae. Gene Ontology annotation, molecular function: protein binding. The record is from RefSeq and is a predicted model, not a curated record.